GCCGCGGUGCCGCUGUCCCGCCUCCACCUCCUCUUGUCCCGUCCGCGGAGCUGCAGCACCUCACUCCCUCCGGCGACCUGCCCUUUGCAGCAUUUCAGAAGAACCUAAAGACAAAAAGAAGAAGAAAAAAACAACAGGAUAAAAGUUAUUUUCAUGGAAAGAAAGGCUCCAAGUACAGGACCAUGGGGUAUGGGCAAAUCCUCCACCGGCGUGGGAAUGAGGAGGACCAGGUCCACCUCAACGUGGGAGGGGUGCGACAUGAAGUGGACCCGCACAUGCUGCUCCGCUUCCCUCACACUCGCCUGGCUCGUCUGCUGCGCUGCCAGAGCGAGGCGUCGAUCCUGGAGCUGUGUGACGACUACAGCCCGGCAGAGAAGGAGUACUACUUCGACCGAAAUCCCCGGGUCUUCCUCUGCGUGCUCAACUUUUACCAAACGGGACGUAUCCACAUGAUGGAGGAGCUGUGCGUGUUCUCCUUCAGCCAGGAGAUCGAAUACUGGGGCAUCCAGGAGCUCUACCUCAGCCCUUGCUGCAACAACUGGUAUCACGAGAGGAAGGAGUACAUCGAGGACAGGGACUGGGACGUGAGGAGCGAUGACCAGCCGAGCUUCGAUUCCUCUUUCGAGGAGCUCUCCGCUCUUGACAAAGACUUGGCUAAGUUUAAAGGUGCCUGGUGUGCAGAACUGAGGAGCUACAUUUGGCUCCGACUGGAGGAUCCAGGUCACUCCAGAGCCUCAAAGAUCAUCGCGGUGGCUUCCCUCAGCGUGGUGCUGACCUCCAUCGUUGCGAUGUGUGUCCACAGCAUGCCUGAUUUUCAGCGUUUGGAUGACAACGAUCGGCCCAUUGAGGAUCCUGUCCUUGCAGUCCUGGAGGAGAUAUGCAUCGCCUGCUUCUCAGCAGAGUUCAUCAUCAGGCUGAUCGUCGCGCCCUCGCGGAGGAAGUUCUUGGGGAACCCAUUAAACAUCAUCGACGUUGCUUCCAUUUUGCCAUUUUAUGCCACAUUAGCUCUGGAGACGGCCGACGAGGAGGCUGCAGAGGAGAACGAGGACCUAGAAAACGUUGGGAAAGUGGUGCAGGUUCUGCGCCUCAUGAGGGUUCUGAGAAUCCUCAAACUGGCCCGCCACUCCGUCGGGCUGCGGGCGCUGGGCGCCACCGUCCGCCACAGCUACCACGAGGUGGGUCUGCUUCUCCUCUUCCUCUCGGUGGGAAUCUCCAUCUUUUCCGCCCUCAUCUACUUUGCAGAGAAGGAGGAGGAGAAUGCGGAUCUGGGCACCAUCCCUUCAGGUUGGUGGUGGGCCACGAUCACGAUGACCACAGUCGGCUACGGCGACACGUGCCCGGUGACGCUGCCGGGGAAGCUCGUGGCCACCUUGUGUAUUAUCUGCGGACUGUUGGUGGUGGCUCUGCCCAUCACCAUCAUCUUUAAUAAGUUUUCAAAGUACUAUCAAAGAAACAAAGCCAUGGAGGGGCAGGGUAUCACUAAGCCAGAGAGACAAGACCCGGAGCUUCCCAACUAUAACAUCCGAGACUUGUUCACAGAGAGUGUGAUUCCCUUUAUAGGGGGCAUCACCUUCAGGAACAGUGUGAGCAGCAAAGGGGACGAAACAGAUGCCUCCAGCCUCCAGGACAUUGAAGAGUACGAUAGUGACACUUGUGAAAAUGGAGCCACAAAAUGAGGUUCACAGAGUACCACUCCCUUUUACGACCACUAGUUACUCUGAGCCUCUCGGGGCAGAGCGCUUCAUCACUGACGCUGCCCUUCCUCCUGCAAUUUGACAGAGAAAUAUUGUGUCCAUGAAGGUUUUGAAGGGGAAAAGCCUGUGAAACGUAGCAUUGCUAAAACCAAGAUAACCUAAAGGGAAUUAUCUGAACCUUGCUCAGAGGUUUGAAAGCCCAUUUUCCGCUUGAGAAAACAGCAAUGAUGCAUGUAGGAGGCCAUAAUGUUAAUGUUUUUCAAAGUAAUGUCCUCUAUUGAUUUGUCUGCUCGCUGAAAGUUCAGAUAUUAAAAAGUCUAGAACGACAACGGCGGCGCUGUUUGGUGUUUAAAAACGGCGUUACAGAUCUCCAAGCUGACUGAUGUUACUCAGUUCUGCGUGACCAAAAAUAAAUGCAUCUUGAAAGAGAGUAAUAAAAAUAGUCACGUAGAAUCAUUCAGGGGUAUUGAUGCAGAUGAAGCUCAGAGUAGUUAUUAAACUUUUGUUUUGGAGAUCUGUCGCGGGGCAUGUCGGGGGGUAGCUCAUGUGGAAAUAAAACCCAGAAGAAAGACGAUUCUAAUAAGUGGAACCUUUACACCACAGUAAAGUUUGUUGCAUCCAUCUUCAUAAGCCAGCGCUGUGCAGAAUUUCAUUUGCAGAAAUGACUCUCUAAACCAAAAGUAAGUCAUUCAAGUGGUAAAUGCGCUGACACUACAAAGGAAAUGUUCUUUACCUAUUCACGCUUUUCUCUUCCUGAGAGCAUUGAUCUCCUGUUCCCCAUCAUAACGUCCACUUGGAUGAGCCGCUCUCCUACCGAAACAAGAGAUGUACAAAAAUCUUGUCUCUGCAGGAGUGCUCAUGCAGCCGGCCACAAGCAUUUUCCCCUCAGUAGAAUGUUACCUGAACCGCCUAUUUUCUCAUUGCAGAUAAAGUUCCGCUGGAUUCUUAUCUUGUGGCCGAAUUCGAUGUCAGGUCAGGAAAUGAAACCUGUUAAACGAUCACAAAUGACUGCAAGCAACAGCACACCGAUCUUGCUUCACGGCAGGCUGUGCCCCAGACUAAAUGCAGCCUAACCUGGACAGAUAAACCCAAUUACUCCCUGAUUAUUCAGUAACAGUACACUAAACGAGUUUCGAUCACUUGGCUUCCUGUAUCAGGCGUGCAUCACUUAGCAGAUUAGCAUAUUGCUUAAUCCACGCUUUCAGGCUCAUUUUAAUGUCAGAGAAAAUCGUUUUGGGUAACCUCUGAUUAUCAAUGAAUCCACAAACAGGUGUAAAGUUUAUUCAGCGCUGGUGGCUGUGCAUGUAUGUGUAGUAUAUGCAAGAUUUUUAUAUAUUUGAGGGGUCACCAGAUGAUUGAAAGGAAAAGAAACUGUAUUUUCUCUCAUGAAAAUUAUAUUUGUCUUCUGGUUUUAUGGUAAAAUGUAUUUCUUGCUGGUGCUCAGUAAAUGUACAUACAGGCAUAAAGA
This is a messenger RNA of Mugil cephalus (flathead mullet), 3162 nucleotides long. Its product is annotated as potassium voltage-gated channel subfamily S member 3-like. The record is from RefSeq and is a predicted model, not a curated record. Gene Ontology annotation, molecular function: protein binding; voltage-gated potassium channel activity. Gene Ontology annotation, cellular component: membrane; voltage-gated potassium channel complex. Lineage: Eukaryota; Metazoa; Chordata; Actinopteri; Mugiliformes; Mugilidae. Gene Ontology annotation, biological process: potassium ion transmembrane transport; protein homooligomerization.